Messenger RNA from Necator americanus (New World hookworm), 291 nucleotides. RefSeq lists its product as uncharacterized. The record is from RefSeq and is a predicted model, not a curated record. The coding region runs from base 1 to 291 and encodes 96 amino acids. The transcript has 2 exons. Lineage: Eukaryota; Metazoa; Nematoda; Chromadorea; Rhabditida; Ancylostomatidae.
AUGGAGUCGUUGACGACAACCAUUCGUUUCGUCACGCUGAAUCUAAGUCAGGCCGCGAAUCUACCUACCUGCAGUUCGCCCAUCAUACUUUCGCUGCUUGGCUACUUUUGGCCUAAGGAGACUAGUAGAUCGCCUCGUUCAACGAGUUCUGAGGAGUUGUCGGGCUCGAGCUGGAAGAAGCCACCUGGCCGAAAACGGAAGUUCUGGACUGGGGUUGUGAGAGGUCCUGACGACGCUUGCCGUGUACCGGCAGUUCGGGCCACGCGUAGGGUUACUCAGGAUAUCAAGUAG